Messenger RNA from Osmia lignaria (orchard mason bee), 5396 nucleotides. Its product is annotated as tRNA (guanosine(18)-2'-O)-methyltransferase TARBP1. Gene Ontology annotation, biological process: tRNA methylation. Lineage: Eukaryota; Metazoa; Arthropoda; Insecta; Hymenoptera; Megachilidae. Gene Ontology annotation, molecular function: RNA binding; tRNA (guanine) methyltransferase activity. The record is from RefSeq and is a predicted model, not a curated record.
CUGUAAUAGCCGCGCGAUUCAUCAAUUGCAAAGCAGCUACAUCAUUCGGUUUAGUGAAUUGAUGUGCAUCGCAAAAUUUCGAAAAAUUUCUUCCAUCAAUUCUAACCACGAUCCAACAAUUUGGUAAACAACAGUCAUCACGUUCAAAUUCUUUCACAUAUUCGAAUUUACUUUUAGCCAUUCUCGUCAAACUUAUUUGCCGGCUAUUGACCACUUGUUUGACCAAGCUAAUGAUUUUCAGGAAGUUGCUUCCUGUUGUCAGAAAAUACAUUUCCUGAAACUGCUGAAUGUUGAAGUCUCCACUGUCGAACUCAUUUUAGUUUCAAAUGGUUUCAAAUCAUUUCAGAUGUGUACAACUUAUUCACAGAAUAUUUUCAUUUAAAAAAUCCUAUUAAUUUUUUAUUAUAAAAUAAAUUGGUCUCUGAUAUGUAUGCAUAUAUAUGUUUAUAUCUUGAAAAACCCACGUGCGCAUUGGUUAAGUAUUUACAUUUGUUCUGCUGCGUAUAAUCAACAAGCUAAGUGUAACACUUUGUUAUAUAAAACUUUUAUUAAUUAAGAACAUUUAAAUUAAAUUAAAUAUAUUCAAAUUUUCAAAUAAGACACCUCUAUAAACAUCGUACAAAAUGGAUCUACAUGAACGUUAUAUGCGUUCAACAAUGGAUUUUUCAGUUUUUGAAUUAUCAGAAACUGCAUUUAAAGAUGACCCACUGUUGUUAUUACAUCGUAUCGUAAAAUAUUACAACAAUGAAAUCAUGAAAGAUAAUUUUGAUACGAAAAAAUUGGAAACAUUUCGAAUAGUAUUAUGUUAUGAAUAUCAGCUUCUAUUUAAUUCCAAGGAAAAAAAUAUCAAAGUAACUGCAAGUGAUUUAUGUUUUAAAACUAUAGAAAGUAUUUUAUUUUUGAAAAAGCAUUCACAAAAUUUUACUGAACAUCCAAUUUUAUAUGAUAUUAUAAUUUUACAAUUAAUACUUUACUGUAAUUUACAAUGUAUUGAAGAACAUUUGAUGAAUUUUCAAAAGUCAAAUGUUGAUGUCUUAAACAAUGAUGAGAGUAAAUUUUUUUAUAUAAAAAUUUUGGAAUGUUUCUUAGAAUCAUUGCAGUUAAGACACUUAUUAUAUAAUAAUGCAGAUUUAAGCAUAUUAAAACACUUCAGUUUGUUGUAUUUAAAAGAUAUAAUAACAUGGCUAGAAAUGAAAGAAAAUAAAGAAUGGCAAUUGUUUACUUCAAUUUUUCCAAAAUUAAUAAGUACUUGUAGCUCUGAAAAUAUUUUACCAAUUAUAUGGAAUGUUAUCUUAAAUAAAUUGGAUGAUUUUAAGGAUUUGCUUAGUGCAUUGAGUAUUAUAGUCAAUGUAUGUUUUUCAUCUAAUUUUAUAAAUGAUGUAAUUCAUACACACUAUAAAUUAUUUUAUACAGAGCAAUUAUGGUUAUUAAUUAUAAAGAGCUUAAAAUCACCCAUACAACAGUAUCGUAAACAAGGAUUAUUUAUAAUGAAACAUAUAACUAAUUUUAUGAAUAUUACCAAUGAAAAUGUUUUAAAAUUAAAAAUACCUUCAAUUGUUCCUUUUGUAUGUGGUCAGAAAACUGAAACAAAGAUAUUAAUAAAAGAUAUUAAACAAAAGUUCUUCCUAAUAUUAGAUGCAUUAGAGGAAAAGCAACAUCAUUUGAUAUUGCCUGCUUUGACAAAUUUAUCAACUUUAAUAAAAGGUAAUGAAGAACAUACCUUAUGUAAUGAUUGUUUUAACACUAUUUGGUUGCAACUGAUCUUCGAAAGAAUAUUGCAGCAUGAGAAUAAUAACAUAGUAAAACAGGGAGUAUUGUUUGUUUGCAAAUUAUAUACUUUUAUAAAUGACAAUCAGUUUUUGAAACUGUUUGUACAUGUUUUAAACAAUACAUUUCUGUAUGAAUGCCAAUCUUACCAGGAUGAACCAGAUAUACUGAGUAGUAUCAUAAUAUUAUUUAUACAUGUAACAGAGGAAGAAACUGAAUUUCCCAAAAGACUAUUGAAAAUAAUGAGUGAAGAAACAUGGGCUCCUAUACCAAUAUUUUAUGUGAUAAAAGUUUUGAGAACAGUUACAAGUAAAACAUUGAAUCAGUGGGGAGAUGAUGAAUUAAUUUUAGUUAAAUCUCUAGUACAAAAGAAUUUAAACAUGCAUUCCCACAUAUUAAGAAUUGCAUCUCAAGUUGAACUUAUAAAAAUAAUUUGUUUUUCUAUAGAAAAAGUAAACAAUUUGGAAAUUGUAAUAGAAACAUUAUUAGAAUUUUCUUUGGAAGAUACGCUUGUAAGGGAAUCAUUUUCAUGGGAAAUUGUAGUAAACUGGUUAAAAGAAGUAUUAAUAAAGAAACAUGCAAUAGAUUUUAUCAAAUUUAUAUGUGAACAAUUUUCAAGUCAAGAUUCACAUGUGAAACUAAGUCCUGCAAAGUUUGCUGUUGUAAUUGCUAUGUUUUAUGAUACAGGAUUGAUAUUACAACAUAAAACAUGUGUUGUGUUUGGAAUACUAAAUAACUGGCUGUCAAUACUCAAUGGGAUAAACACUAGACCUUAUGUAAAUCAUACAUAUAUAUUUUAUGCAAUAGAAUUUAUGUCCCAUUUAUUUAAUUUAAAUGUAAUAAAAACAGAUGAAACUAUCAUACAACUUUUAUCUUCAUAUUUUAAUGAUUCAUUACAAUUUUUGUUUAAAAAUAGCAAAAGUAUACCAUAUAAAUUCAGUUAUGAAGAAAUCAAUAAAUAUCUUAUUAUAAUUGUUUCAUUUCUUAACAAUAAAAAUUUAAUUUUAUCAGAAAAAGAAAUUUUAAAUCAUGUUGAGAGAUUCAGAAGUCAAAGUAUAUUUAUUCUCCAGAAUAUAAAACAGUAUACAAACAUGCAUUAUAUGUAUGCAUUACAUAUUUUAUAUCAUACUCAAGAGAUUUUGUAUAAACAUUGUACAUUACUUUAUGUGGAAUCUUUAUUGGAUAUAUCUAAUAUUCACAUGUCCAAUAAUGAUCAAGAUUCACAUGUCCAAGAUCAAGUAAAUACUAAAGGAAAAAUAACAUCAAAUUGUUAUUUGUUACUUGCAAAACUUUUAAAUCAAUUUUUGGAAAAGAAAGAAAUUCAAUUAUGGCCUCAAAAUAUUAAUUGGUUUAAAAGUACUUUGUGUCUUUACGAAAUGGGAGGAAAUGAAAUUGUUCCAGAAAUUGCAUCAAUUCUAAAAACAAUUAUUAAUAAAGGAGCAAUAAAAGAUAUAGAAGAUAAAUUACAUUUAGAAUCUAUUUUUACCUUAUGCUGGAAAAGUACAUUGUUAAGUAAAAAGAAUAAGUUAUACUUUAUUGCAAUAAAAGAUCUUGUAGGAGUUGUUAUAAAUGAUAAUUUUUUGAAAUUACCUGAUGUUAUGCACUUUGUAAAUAAUUUUCUUGAUCAACUACUUGAAGAAAGUAAUAAUGUGCCAAAAUUAAAACAAAUUUUAUUAAAUGAAAUGGAGUCAUUAAACACAUGUUAUUUAAAAAAUUUACAAGAACCAUUGGUAUCGUGUUGUCUUCAUGGACAUGUGCUUAGAAGAGAUAAACAAAUAGAAAAUCAGGCCUAUCUAUAUGUCACACAAAAUUAUAGAAAUUACUAUCCACGACAUAUAUCAAUAAUAGAUUACAAUAAUGAUACUAGUGUCAGAGCACUCUCUAUUAUAUUAUUAUACAAGAUAAUUAAUGCAGAUAAAGAGUAUGCAUCCAUGUUACUUCCAAUUGUUUUACAAAAACUAGAAAAAUUUAGAAACAAACGUUAUUUCAAUCAUUCUUAUAUACAUAAGAUAAAGCAUCGAAUUAUGCAAAUCUUAUUGAUUUUACAGCCAAUCCUAAAUAAGUUGGACAUUGUUAUAUUAGAAGAUUGUCUUUGCAAUUUAAUGCUGUUGGAAAGCAAUCAGCAUAGUAUCAGAUUAAUGCAAGAGUGGAUAUUAAUAAAAAUUUUUGUAGAAAAUAUAGAACUGCAUUACAAACUCUGGAAAUUUUUUGAAGAGGGUAUUACAACACGUCCAGGAUGUGUUAGUUCUAUAGCGUGUAUCGUUUAUCAUGUUUCAAGGCUUCUUCCUAGCGAUUCUCAGUGCGAUUUUAUUUUAAUGGGAAUUAAAUACAUUGCACAUUGUUGUUUAGGGCAACAGUAUAGUAUGCGUCUUUAUAACCAGAUAAUUUUUGUAAAAUUGUAUAAAAUGUUGGAACAAUUUAAUUGUAAUGACACUAUAGUACAAUAUAAAGGAUUAUAUGAUGCUGCAAUAGCAAGUUUGAAAUAUGGAAAUUUAGCGAUAAAUUCAAGUAAAAUUCAGGAUGAUUUUUAUUUUUCAGUUUUUCAUGCUGUGCAUGACUUUAGUCUACAGACAAUUUAUUUUGAACUCCCGCGAUUGACUGAUAUGGAUCCAAGUGAAUGGAUCACUCCAGAUUUGUUUCAAAUUCUGAACUUCAAAGAAACUAUUAAUCAUCCUCUUCAACUUUAUAAUUUGAAUACAUUAUUAUCAGAUACUAAAACAUCAUCUUAUUUGAUGAAAUCUACAGUUGAUAAGGAGUCAUCUGUAAAAAAUUCUAUGAUGGAUAUUGAAGAAUUAAAUAACAUUCAGAAAAAGAUUGAUCCUUUAAUGCCUACAAAUAUAUCACAUAAUGAUAUUUUUUCAACCAUUAGAGAAUCUGUUUCUCAUAAAAGAUUAUCCGAUGAAGAUGGUCUUAUAGUUGUAGCAUGUCUCGUUAAUCGAGCUCCAAAUUUAGGAGGACUCGCCCGUACUUGUGAAAUUUUCAAUGUUAAAGAAUUAGUUAUUGCUAAUUUAAAUCAAAUUAAAGAUAAGGAAUUUCAGAAUCUUAGUGUAUCAGCUGAAAAUUGGAUAACUAUUACAGAGGUAAAACCACAUCAAUUAUGUAAAUUCUUAUUGGAUAAAAAAGAGAUGGGAUGGUCUUUAGUAGGUUUAGAACAAACAGUUAACAGUGUGAAUUUGAUAAAUAUGAAAUUCAAAAAGAAGACAAUUCUUGUAUUAGGAAAUGAAAAGGAUGGAAUUCCUGCUAACUUAAUAUCUUUGUUUGACACCUGUAUAGAAAUACCACAAGCUGGUAUAAUUCGUUCAUUAAAUGUUCAUGUUAGUGGAGCAAUAUGUAUAUGGCAAUAUUCAAAACAGCAUGUAUUAAUAUAAUUUCAUUUUUAUAUUUUGAAUAAAAAAUGAAACAAGAAAAUAAUGUAACCAGAUGAUAAUGUAAAUCUACAAAAUUAAAUUUAUCUUUAUGGAGAGAUAUAUAUGUAUGUAUUUAUUUAUUAGAAUGACUAUUAAUUAUACACAGAUAGUGUCUAUAUAAAUAAUGCAUUUUUAAACUUUAUAACCUACGAGAUGGCAUUUGCCAAUACAUUCUCCAACAAAGAACCAACACAACACUUCAAUUGUAACUAAAGUAUUUAA